AACAUUAACGGCCACCAUGAUCACUGCCCUCAAACGAGAGUUUCAGUUUUUGGGCAAAUGUCAUCGAAACAAGUGCUUCAACGCUCAGUAUCCUCGGAUGCUGGGCGCCUUAUUGUGUCGCUGCUCGUUGUAGUGUGUCUCGUUGGCAGUGCGAUGUCAUUGAACUGCAAAAUAUGUCAAUCGACUGGAGAUUUCGAGGUAUGUCUUCGAAGUUCGUCCGUACCGUGCACGGUACCGCUCGUGAACACAACCCAUCUGUUUCUGGCCUCAGCAAAUCCAACACUGCAAAACAUUACGUACCAGGGUGUACCGCAGUAUCAGUGCUUCCAGGUGAACUACACCGUUGGGCCAAUUUGGCACUAUCAGAUGGGUUGCACCUACCUCACCACCAAGAUCUGUGAGGGAUGGCGUGCGGCCAGCAAGUGUCUUACAACCACGUCGAAUGUGAUGGGCGUACCGGGUCGGGUGAGGGUUCCACACAUUGCCGACUAUAGCCCGAACGCUCCACCAAUUAUGAUCCAUCCGCAUUCGAACGGUGCCGUACAGCAAGGUCAGCCGGCAGUAACCGGGAUGAAUCGGAGUUACAAAUCAGCCGCUGGUAGGAAUGUCGCUCUAAUGGAAAGUCUCGUGCUGACGAUGGUGUUAUAUUGGGCAACCAAAAAGGUGCUAGGACACUGACCGUUGUAUUGGUAGAAGGGAAGGAUACUUAAGAUGACAAUGUAGUGAGAAAUUCUUCCUUAUGUAGAGCCAUAAAGGCCCAUGAUUAGCUUGAGCUUACAUAACCGAUUAAAAUAAAGUUUAAGAAUUAUGAUUAAAGGGACGACUCAGUUGUAUUAUUUCUGUUAUUUUCUGGUCUACUAACAUCUUAAUCUUGCCUUCAACCAAACCCGUUACGUAUCAUAACGGAUUCAUUAAAACGUUUAUUAUUUUGUUGUUGAAUCUUCCUUAUGUAGAGCCAUAAAGGCCCAUGAUUAGCUUGAGCUUACAUAACCGAUUUAAAUAAAGUCUAAGAAUUAUGCUUAAAGGGACGACUCAGUUGUAUUAUUUCUGUUAUUUUCUGGUCUACUAACAUCUUAAUCUUGUCUUCAACCAAACCCGUUACGUAUCAUAACGGAUUCAUUAAAACGUUUAAUAUUUUGUUGUUGAAUUAGAAAGCUUCUUUCAAGAAACCACUUGUCCAUACGGUGAACAACUGAAUCGAAAGUAUUUCUCUAUCUGAUCAUUGCGCUUACCAUCAGAUCAUGGUGGUAAGCGAUCCUCUGACUACUUCUAUGUGUGUAUCACUCAACCUUCUCCAUUUCAUCUUCCCGCUGCCCACCGUGCGGGUGUACAUUUUGAACCAAUUAUUAAUCGACCGCUUUCAUCGUAUAUGCCUGCCCCCAUACGGCAUGGCCCUGUAGUAAUGUUCAUUAACUUUUGCUUGGCGAUCGUUCGAUGAAAUGAUGCGCCCCGUGUGCACUCGAAUUCCAGGUCACCGGAAUCCAGAUUCGGCCAAUCGAACACUUACAUCCGGUCAUUGAUUCCGAUCAAUGCUGACCACGGAAUGUAAUCACUAGCGAACAGGUGUGUACCAUUUUGUGGGUGCUUUUUUACGUGUUGCUGUGUUGUUACUUAUGAUCACGCCACCACGCAUCAAUAGUGGAAAAUUUCUUCACCUUUCUGCACCUUGCUUGUAUCGGCCGGAAGGCGAACGUUUCCGAUCGGACUGCAGGCCCAGUAACCUGGUUGGCUCGGGACGCAGGCUAUUGUAACCAAUUUUCCACAAUAAACACACCCACACACACACGUGCACACAUGUUUAAAGGCAGGAAUGUGGCAGGAAGUUUGGCACGAUGGCUCGACGCAUUUUCCAUUCUUCAAAACCUAAUUUUCCGCAUCAAAAUCUUCAAGGGAGAAAUUUUUGCAUACGGCACAGUGUGGCGCUAACUAAUAGCGUUCGGGUGCAAUUCGAUUCGAUUAUGAAUUUCGAAUCGCAAUCAAGAUGAACGAUAGGAUUGUUGUCCGCGGGAAAAAAUGGUAGGGGAAAGAAGGGAGAGAGAGUAGGGGAUGAGAGAGAAAGAGAGAGAUCGAAACAAAUCGUAAAAAGAAAAUAACAAAAACAAAACAAAAGCAAAUCAAACAAUUUGGGAAAUCUUGGAAUGUUUCUCCGUCUCUCUCUUUCUUGAAAUGGCUUAUUAAAAAGAUCUUUCGCAGCACAAAAGCCACAUCAAAUGUGAUAGAAAUUUUAGAUUAAAGCGAUAAGAAAGAUUGAUAAUUUUGAUCCCCGAACCGGUGUAAGGUAAUUGCGAUGCCUUUUUUAAUGUAGCAAUUUUAAAAUUAAACAAUACAAUGCAUCCAAACUAAAUUUGAGUUAACAAAACUGGAAAAUAAAGGGUUUUCUGUUAAACGUUUUUCAUCGACACAGUUGUUUAAAAUGUUCAUCAUUUUAAAGGUAUUUUUCAAUACCAUUUUGUAUGGAAAAUUAUAUUGAUGAAAUAGACGACUUGCAUGGUUAGAGUGCUUGCGGAAAUUUCAAUUUUCAAUUAUUUUGCCGUUUAAGUUGGGUCUUGUUAAAGUUUUGAGUAAGGUUGGCUUCGAGGUUAUUGGAGGUAUGUGGCUUAUUGGCAUAGAUCAGUGAGCGUUUGUGCAGCACGAUGUACCUUCCAGAAAGAGGAUUGGACCAGAAGAAAUUUGAUUCCAGAAAAAGUCGGAACUACCGCUCUCCGUUGAUAGUGAUGACCUUGUCAGAGUUCUUCAAAAAAAAGUAUGAACCGAUGGCAAUUUCGCCUCAAAAUACAUAACUUAGAGAGAAAUCAAUUCCAUACCCUGUCUUCAACAAGUGAACUUCCUCUGUAAAGAAGGUUUUUUUUUGGGCAAAAUUGAGGUCUUGAUACAACUGCUUUAAAACCCAGUUUAACUAAUAAUUCCUCAGGCAAUCUAAUCUUGUCUCGAUCAAGUCUCCUAAAUUGUUCAAGAUGAAAUUGACUUGCGUUCAUUCGGACACUUUCGCAUAUAUGUGACGAUAUUCUCGGCAGGUUAUGUGUAACUCUCCAUAGUAUUAUAGCCAGAUAUACGGAAUAAAUUACAGUUAUUUCAACUUUGACAAUUAGCUUUACUAAUAUGACUCUAAGGAGAAUUGUUAUCAAAUAUCCAAGUUUUGGUAUUUUCUUUUUGGAAAAUAUUUUCAUUUUAUAAAUUGAAUCGUAUUUCACAAUCUAAAUGAUGUAGUUGUAUCAACUGAUCGUACAACAAAUAACAAUUCACUUUACCUCCUCUAAUGAGUUAGGUUUGCCUUGGGUAAGUUAAACUCAGUCUCAACAUCAUUAAAAUCCACAAGCACACAAAUACCCGGUGGGAGCGUUCUUCUAUUCACCCGGUUGGAGGUCAUCCCCAAUGAGAGAAAGCAUUCGCCGCGAGGAAUUUGUUUUCACUGAUUAUUAUUUUAGCGCAACCAUUAGAAAUACCUCAUGACGGUUCCCGGCAUGGGCUUUUCGCGCUUGCCCUCAGCGUACGUCAACCGUCGGAUGACUUUUCCCGCGGUGAGCAUGGUAGGCGAAUGUGGCGAAUAAUUGCCGAUCAUACUGGCGGACGCUGGAGCGUUUGCAUUGAUCGAUCGUUGGUGCAUUUAUUAUCCGCUUUGGUGCGAACUGCAAGUCGCUGUGUGCGGGAAUCAAUCGGGAAAUCGACGUAUCGCGGUAUGUUGGGAAAUGGUGGACGUAUGAUAUUUGUGAAAUUAGUCACGAUCGCAAUGAGGAAGAUUCGUCAACAGUUCGAACGCCAUGCUCGAUGAUUGAUGUUGUAUAAGCGAAGUUGAUAGUGUAGUGGCCCUCGCUAGGCAAAUAUGCUUUCCUUUGUGUGCAAUGCUAAGGAGCAAUUGAUUUUUAUGAUGUUUUACUUCGACCAUAGAAAGUCCAGGCAAGGGUUAAAUGAAUCUUUUCACCAGCACAAAUGCUCAUUUGCCUUCUCCAUCCCUUAGCUCUUUGUGUGAGGAUUGUUUAAUUAAUGUGUAAAUUAUAAUUUCUGCCACUGAUCCGUGGUUCAUUGCCUGGCUUCAUUCGAUGGAUUAGCGCUGAUCGAGCUUGUGCGAUUUAUUUUAAUGAGUCAAUGCUCCGGCAAUCGAUCGUAGCAUGCAUAAACAUGGCAUUAAAAUAGGUGUGCUAUCUUGUACUUUAUCGGAUGCAUUUUUGCAUGUUGCAUUGCUAGCGUUUUUUUGUGGAAGGUGCUGAUGAAAUUUAAUUGGUAGCUUGUAGCGUGUUUUCAGGCGCCACUAAACCUUGUCCUGCUUGCUUGUUGCUGCUUUUUUUCUUUAAAAGCAGAAUCACAAACAAAAACUUCGGCAAAACGUUGAUGUAUCACUCUGCACACGACCAAACUGACCCCACCGGGGACGGUCGUUGGACGAUAAAUGGUUCCGAACCGCUGUUAAAUAGACCAAUGAAGGAUCGACACUCACUAAUACGCGAUAUGCUAAUACGCGGAGCAUAUAUUUACACAAUCCCCGAUCAGCGGUGAAACAACGGCGUCCAAAAAAGUACGGCGUUCCUGGACGAUGGCGAUCGCACAAAAUCGCCACACACUGUUGGGCAUGCAAUACUGCUACGGACGGUUAAUAAGAUCUUGCCCAUGAAUGUAAAUGUGCCAGAGCAUCUUUUGCGGAACGAACGAUGACUUUAAUCACAUGGCGUUGAAACGUUGUGCCAUCCGCUGCACACCUGGUCAUGCUUAUGCUGGCUUGCUGACACUUGCUUUUGUUUGCAAGCCGAUCGUCUAGAGUUUGUUCCGGAACACCAUCGAAUCUAAAUCGCCCAGGCUGAGCGGGGGAACAGAGGUGUGCGGACUGAACCCGUGUUCAGUGCUCCGGUACUGCUUUCAUUAUCCCGCUCAGGGUACCAUGGUAACGAUGAAGCCCGGUCUUGUUGUGCCUUCGUACGAUCGUGUUCUUAUCCGCUUGUACCGCUUUAAACCGUUCGCUUGGUCGUGAAGAUGUCGCGAUCACAAAAGCAAGAUGGAAGCAAAAAUAUUGCAUAUUACAUAAACAUUAUCGUACGGGUUCGGUAGAACAAUGUUUUGGGCUUGCCGUACACCAAGCUGAGCCGUACACGCUGAGCGUGUAGUAGGGCUCGGUGUAAUUGAAGCUAGCAGGGGUUCCGCUUUCAUUAGACGUCUGCCACAGUAGGUUAAGUGUGUGGCAGCGCUACUUACUCGGGAUAUUCCGAAAUAUAGAUUUUAACGGAAUGCUCUGGCAAACAGAGGACUAGCAAAGAAUGACAAUUUUCCAAUGCGAGUGAAUAGGAAAUUUCCAUUCUCUGCUGUACCACGAACUAUGUAGGAAGGUAGGAAGGAUCGUAUGUAACCUGACCUCAUGGCGCAGCGGUUUGUGUGGCCACCCAAAACGAAGUGUUUUCCAAGUGCAUUCCAGCUGUUACCUUGUGUCUGGAUGGUCGUGUUUCCUGGUGAUUUAAUUAAAUACGUGACCAUCGAAUACGACCAAAAGGUAAACUAUCGGCAGGGAACAUAUUAGCAAAAUUCUUCCUCUGCUGUCGUGUGUACCACGUGGAAUUUUUACCCCUGGCUAUGUAAUGCUAAUAAACAUUAGAAACAUCACAAUAAAAUUGUUCCCCAGGUUAGGUCUUGUAAGAGAGAUUCCUGCAGCGGGACCAUUACAGAUUUAUUAUUGAAACGAUCGGUUACCGCAUAUGGAAAAGCGAUCUGGUAAUGGAUCUUGUAGAUCGGUGAAAUUACGAGCAUUCCCACGAGCGUAGCUCAUUGUGCAUAAGAGUAUCGUAGCGUGGGCAUAUUUCAUCUUCGAUCGUGUACUAAUAGUGUCAGAUACAAGCUAGAGUUAUUUUCACCCACCAUAGCCAUGUCAAAUGCUCUCCACAAAAUGGCGCAUACAUUGUCCAAUGUCUACCUUGCGCAAGGGUGAAUAAUGCAAUCGAUCAGAGUCGAUAAAUAGCACUGGUUUUGCAGCGCAAGGUUCAUUGAAAUUUGAGCAACUAUUAACCGGAUUGGUUCAACCUGCGAUAAACCUGUCCGGACACUAAUUCGAUUACCGUGCAGCAAGAUUUAUGGAUUCGAGUUGUCGAAGGGUGCCGCAACAACGCUGCCCCAGACAUGAUACGGUUCCUUCCCUCAAUGCGCAUGUGAAGAGAAGAAAUUCAAUAAACGCUAUAACUGUAUCCAAGGGCUUGGCAGAGGGCUGCCUCUCUUCGCUUUUGUUGUCAGUUCGCAUUUUUUUUUCGUUUAGGUCUACUCUUUGUUUUGCUAACCCUCCUGAAAGGUGGGGAGUUUAGCGUUUUUUUCGCAUGUGUGAGAAAUGUUCCAACAUUCAAAAGGGAAGUUCAGCUCUAGUCGGUGAUGCGCGCCUGUCAUACAUCAUGUUUAGCAGCUUGUUUGGCUUGCACAAAAGCAUAAUGAGUAAGGGGGGGGGGUACGGAGUUUCAACGGUACGGACCACGGCCCAGACCAGAAUGAUGUACGGAAUGAAGCUUCAGCUAAAAAAAACUCAUCGAACCGAUCCCACUGUAUACUGGCGUUGUGUGUGGUGGGUGUUUGGUGGCGUCUGCAUGGUGACGGUCCGAAGACCCAUGCGCUGCGGAAAAGCUUCGAACCAUGAUUGAUGAGCGUAAUUGCUUUCUGCACCAUCACCGCCAACUACCGUAACGUCCCGAGUCUGUUAAACGUCUGGAAGGGUAGGGUUGGGUGGUAGGUUUGUCGCGGGAGGGUGGUAGUGCUUGGGAGGUGAAAAGGGGAAAAGAGAGAGAGAGUCGUUGUGCGAUCUGCUCCAUUAUUCUUGCCUUCAGUGGAGGAUGCCGGAUCGUCACGGCUUUUCGGUGCGGAAAGUGAAAACCAAAAUUGCCUCCAUACAUGAAGAACAUUACAUUGAGCUAUUCGAACCUUAGUCAGAUAGAAGUCCCACUCAAGUUGAGUAAUUUGUACAAAAGGGUGAGAGUUUUAAAUUUUCCCCUUUUUCCCCAAUUCUUGCCCAAAAUAAGGAAGAUCCUCAUCGCCAAAUGGGUAGUUUCAAAUCGUGGUAAAUUACUCAACGAUUAAACCGACCUUCAAGUGUAUAUCUUCAAGGUCUUGAUCUAGAAAUUCGCCACACGGCCGAGGUCAUUCGCUUGACGAAUUAGUUCGAUGACUUUACGAUCACUUUCAAAGGGAAAAUGAAAUUAAACGUAUUCCAACAUCCCGGUCCUGGACAUUCUAACCAGUCAUGUCAAUUGAUGAUUUUGGGCAAACGGGUGUACUGUUGCGUCCACAAUUCCUCGUUACCUGACUACGAGGAAUGUUAAUGGGUUCCAAUAAGCUACGGAUGGUGUGUGUUUUCUUGUUGUAGUGUUGCUAGAAAAUUGGUAAUGAAACAAGAACUCAUCUCGUUCCCGAGCGCUUUCGUUCACUGUUUGUUGCUACAAAAGCUCAAGGAGAUGGAAACAAAAAAAAAUUC
Molecule: messenger RNA, 7426 nt
Organism: Anopheles funestus (African malaria mosquito)
Lineage: Eukaryota; Metazoa; Arthropoda; Insecta; Diptera; Culicidae
Exons: 2
Coding region: 58-678 (206 amino acids)
Source: RefSeq, a predicted model, not a curated record